Molecule: messenger RNA, 705 nt
Organism: Phycomyces blakesleeanus NRRL 1555(-)
Lineage: Eukaryota; Fungi; Mucoromycota; Mucoromycetes; Mucorales; Phycomycetaceae
Exons: 5
Source: RefSeq, a predicted model, not a curated record
CCUCUUUUUCCUUUUCUCUUUAUAUACACCUCUUUUUUUAUUGUUAUCAUUAUAAGAAUGAGCAGUCAACCCUGCUUGGAACCAAUGAGUACACAUUCUAGUCAAAACAACACUUCAUUAUCAUUUGAACUCGUCAUAAGACAACAACCCGUUCGGUCUAGGAUGUGUGGCAUAGGUGAACGAGUUGAUCGCAGACCUAUCGAUCCUCCACCAAUAGUAGAGCUAAAAUUAAAGCGAAAAAACGAUGAAAAUAAAAAUCUACUUCAGCUACGCUCGCCUUAUCUAUUUCUUGCUGCGAUUCUUAUUCCCACAAACGCAACAGAAUCAGACGAUGAUAGUUUAUCCCUAGAGUUUCACAGCAGACUGACUGUUGGCCGAAGUGUGUCUUCUUUGUAUCUUCUCAGAGAUCUGGACAAUACAGAAGGUGCCUUUUUUGUGUUUUCAGAAAUGUCUGUUAGAGCAGAAGGAACCUAUCGACUUCGGAUGUCUUUAUUUGAUAUGGAAAGUUCCCAUGUUUGCUUUAGAGAAUCAAUUACAACCGAUGAAUUUAGUGUCUAUUCUGCUAAAAAGGUCAGUAAACCUCUUGUGAUUUUCUUUUUUAGAUAAAAAUGAUAAUCGCGUAUUCCAAUGUUCAUACAUUUGAUCAUAUAAGUUUAUAGUUCCCUGGUAUGUACGAAUCCUGCCCGCUUGCCCGAUCCUUUGCAG